GCUAGACGUCGGAGCGUCAUAGCAACGGUUGGCACAUCGCGGCUUGUGUCUUCGCCUGCCGACAUGUGGCUGUGUAAAUCCUCGCCGGCCCUCCUGCUGCUCGCGGGCCUCCUAGUCGUCAUCCCGCCUCAGGUCGUGUCAGAGGAGAUCCAGGGAACCGAACACAAAGUGGAGAAACGCCACGUGGGAGCGCUGGCCCGCACGGGGCAGCUGCCCUUCCAAGGUAAGCGUUCCUACGCCUCCCUCGCGAAGAACGGGGAUCUGCCACUCUACGUGCGCGAAGUGCUGAACAAGAAGAUGCACCCCAUGAUGGCGGGCGGCAGGAACCUCGGAGACGUGUUCCUGCCCGCCGGCAAGCGGUAUCUGGGCUCAGUGGCCAGGAGCGGGGCACUCCCCUUCAGCCGCGCAGAGGGCAAGAGAUCCGAGAGCGACGAGGACGCGACCCAGGCCGACAACAUUCUGCAGAGCAUACUGGAGACUGAGGACUUGUGGCGACUCCAGCUUAGGACACUGAAGCAAGAGCUGCUAAGAGAGAAGGAGGAGGAACUCGACAACCAGCUACAAGAAGAAGAAACCGAAGAAGAGAAACGGAAUUUUGCGUCACUUGCCAAAAGUGGAAACUUGCCUUUUAAGGAAGGGAAGAGAAGUGUUGAAGCACUCGCCCGCGCUGGGUACCUACCAGUGCCCAGAACCCUUCACGAAUCAGAGGAAUAUCCGCACGACAGCAAUGAGAGCAGUGAAGAGUUGGUGGGAAAAAGAAAUAUCGCAGCUAUGGCUAAGAACGGCUUACUGGGCGCCCAUGGACUGAAUGAAAGGGAAGACGCGUUGGACGUGAAUGGCCAUCUGCACCAAAAGAGACUUGGCGAUGAUGUAGACGAACUUAUCCAGGAACUGUACGAGGAGGGCCAGGAGAUCAGCAAGCGGAACAUAGGUUCGUUGGCCAGGGGGUUUAACUUCCCGUAUUAUGGAGGCAAGCGGAACCUGGGAUCCAUCGCUCGGGCCGGGGGCUUCAGAUUUGGGGGUGCAGCCAAGAAGAAUGACGAUGACGAAAGCUUAGACGGCGAUAAACGCAGUGUGACUUCCUUGAUUCGAAACCGGAUCAGUCCGUUACGAGAAGGAAAACGAUAUAUUGGCUCUAUCGUGAGGAAUCAGGGCUCACGUUUUGGGGCGUCCAAAAAGGAUUAUUUUGAAAGUGAUGGAGAGGCCAAGAGGAACAUUGGGGCAAUGGCUAGGAACUGGCACUUUCCGGAGCAUCUCAAGUACGGGAAGCGCCUCGACGACGAGGAAGGAGACGCAGAAGACAUGGCCAAACAGUACGUAGCAAAUCUGCUACGACAAGACGGCCUUCCUGUUGGAGUCUCAGCUUCCAACGACGACCCUGAGGAAGACAAGCGACAUAUCGGUUCUCUGGCCGCGAAGGGCUCUUUCCAGAUACACAAGAAGUCGAGUCGAUCUUCCGGCAGCGACGGUGUUGCAUAUAACAGCACACAGCAAGUAGAAACCAGCAGCAGGGCCAAGAGAUCCCUGCACGAGGAAAACCAUAUCCAGGGUGAGUGGGGGAAGAGGACCAAACGGCAGGCGUUCCUGCUGCCUGCGCCCUCUUCUGACGAGUUCCCGAUGCCGGUCAUGCAGAACUCUGACCUAUUCGACUAUGAAGAUUUUGCCGAGCUGCUCUCUGGGGCAUCCGCGCCAGAGAAACGGUUCCUAGGAAGGAUCCCGCAGAUGGGGAGCAAAGGUCCGAGGACAACCCCGUCCCCGGGCCGGAAGCGCCCUCACGCGAGAAACAUCUGAACGACAACAGCCUUCAAGUUCUUCCUGCGACCAGCACCGAACUUCAAUCUGAUACUGUAACCUCGCCCACAAACAGCGCAUUUAUGAACGUGCCCACACAAACAGCAACAUCGCGCUCCUCUGGUUUGUAUCUGAAACUCUUCGAUAUCUCGAGACAGUACCAAAUAUCAUGUUUCCAAAAAUAUAUUUGCAGCUAGGGCUCCGAGCGGUGGAUCAGUGAGCACCGGUACCCUUUGCGCCCCAAAAAUUGUAUAUUUGGAGGUCAUAAAUAUUUCGUCUUAAAUUACAAUAACAUAACGAAUUAUGCUUACCCCUAAGUAAAAAAGUUAAGCUAUCCAUGUAACAGACCGUGAAGGCCCAUAGGGUUGUGAGGGUCUCACAAUACUAGACAAUCGGCUCAAAGA
Messenger RNA from Cryptotermes secundus, 2195 nucleotides. RefSeq lists its product as uncharacterized. NCBI's taxonomy places the organism in Eukaryota, Metazoa, Arthropoda, Insecta, Blattodea, Kalotermitidae. The transcript is spliced from 3 exons. The record is from RefSeq and is a predicted model, not a curated record. The coding region runs from base 64 to 1791 and encodes 575 amino acids.